This is a messenger RNA of Magallana angulata, 3356 nucleotides long. Its product is annotated as fanconi-associated nuclease 1-like. NCBI's taxonomy places the organism in Eukaryota, Metazoa, Mollusca, Bivalvia, Ostreida, Ostreidae. Bases 366 to 3176 code for a protein of 936 amino acids. Gene Ontology annotation, cellular component: nucleus. Gene Ontology annotation, molecular function: 5'-flap endonuclease activity; flap-structured DNA binding; 5'-3' exonuclease activity. The record is from RefSeq and is a predicted model, not a curated record. Gene Ontology annotation, biological process: interstrand cross-link repair. The transcript is spliced from 16 exons.
UCUUGCUAAUUCGUCUACCGUUUGCUUAAAUGGAAUUUUACAUAUGUAUUUACUUUUCCCCCAAUUAUAAACAGAUAAUAUUUCUGUUGUAAAUAUUAAAAUCUUGAAAAUUACAACGAUAAAUCGAAAUAGCAGACUGACAUCGUCUUUUCACGGAAUCUGCAGGUUUUGUUGUUGGUUUUCUAUUUAGUAUUCUCUCGACCUUUUCCUGUAUGCGAAAAAUGAAAUCGCUAAGAACAUCAUUGUCAAAUUUCAAGUUUGCUUUGUCGUUUUCAAUCCUUUGCAUGCGUGACAUGUAGAAAUUAAAAAGAAAUACCAAGAAGAUUUUCUUAUUGAAAACUUACCUCAACCUUUUCUCACUUGGUAUGAAGGAGGCUACAAAGUCAACUAGCAAAAAGAAGAGGAGUCCAAAAAAGGCAAAUGGAUUUCAGACAAUUACCUCUAUGUUUAAAAAGCAACAUCUUGCAACUACAUUACACCAAAGUGAGAUGGUUGCAUGUUCAAGCUUAUCUAAGGAAGAUGAAAAGGACGUUUUUAUAACCCAUGUUGAAGAGAAAUCAGAGUAUUUUUCAGAGAAAGGGAAGACAUCAAAGUCUAUGAAUAGAUUGAGCUUGAGGAAAAAUAGGACUAAGGAGAGGGUUGAAGGGACAGAUAUCUGUACAGCCAAAAGAAGUAAUGUCCAAGAAACCAUUGAUACAGACAGUGUUGUAAGAAAUCUACAGAGAACAUCCGAGAGGUGGGGUGAAUGUGAAAUCAGUAAGGAGACAGAGAAAAUGACCAAUGAUGUCGAACAACAGUCAUGUUUGUCAGACUCGAGCAUGGAAAUUGACUCCAAUAGAAAGCUCUCACUUAGAAAAAGAAAAUCUGGAGAAGAAGAUGCCAAUCUGGCUAAAAAAUUAGAGAAUGUGAAAGAUACCAACCCAGUGAAAAAACUGAAGUCUGAAGAUGAUGCUAAACUGACCAAAACACUGAAGACUGUUGAAGGUACCAACCAGUCUAAAAAUAUAAACAAUAGUGAUGAUGAAAUUGCCAAAGACCGUUAUAGUGAUUCUAAGAGCAAAGAUACACAUGUAAGGCCCAGUGUCAGUCCACUUUCAAACAAAGUGGCAGAAAAUUACGUCGUUGAUACUCAGGUAGACCAAACACCAAACCACCAGAUUCCUGUAAAGAAAGAAGCAGACCCAGCAGCAUCUAGUUUGGAUUUGCUAGAAGAAGAAGAGAGUGUUAUUCGGACACCAUACUAUUUGGAAAACUUCAGAACCAUUAUAAGUGCUGUGCUCUCAUAUGAAGAUAAUGGCAAGCUGUUUGAUGCUGAUGACAAAUGGUUCAUCAAUGUCUUUGAGGAGCUUUCAGAACCAGCCCAAAAGCUGUAUGUAAGGUUAUUUGGUAGAAAAUGGAAAUGGUUGACACAGCAGCAGAUAAAAUACCCAAGAAUUAAGGAGGAUUUAAAUGAUGUCUUUACUGAACUCAAAGAAAAGGGCUUUCUCAUGAGUGAAAAUGAUUUUGAUGACCUUGAAAAGGCUCUGAAUCUCUUGUCUGCUCCCGAUCUAAAAUCUUUUGCAAAAACAUACCAUCUGACGUCUACUGCAAACAAGAAGGAAAUAAUUCCAUCACUGCUGAAGAAAUGUACAGGGAACACCAUAGGAUCCAUGUUUAAAGUGUCGGGGCAUGAUCCUCGUCAAACCAUGUUGAAAAGGGUGAAGAAGGUGCUUGGACCAUGUGUUUGUCUGUCUGAGAGUCCCCGCUUUGUCUUUGUUCGGAUGCUGAUGCUCUUCUCCCUCACUGACACGAUAUUAGACGAUGACAAUGCAAAUGCGGGACAGACUCAACUCUUUAGAAUGUUACAAGUAAACAUUGGAGAGACCGUCUACCCAACAUUUACUGUAAGCCGAGUGACACAGAUAUUCAAGGAUAGAGACUCAGUGCUGAGAUUCUCAGAGGCUUGUUUACUUGAGGCCGAUCUUUGGAGUAAGUUGGAGAGAAACGACUUUGGAGCUGCAUACCAGGUGUAUCUUGAAGCUCAGGAGAGAGUUCUGGAACUUAAGAAAGACAAAGCUCUCUCUAGCUAUGACAAGACAUUACCAGAGUUCUUGAGACCCUUCACCUCCUUCAGUGUUUACACCAGGAUCCUGAAUCAGGGGGUGGAACUCCUACAGAGGAGGAAGGAUUACAGAGAGGCUGUGUCCCUCCUGAGGAAGCUGCUGGGUCAGAAGGUCUACUGUGUGGACUACAGGGGCCACUGGUGGGAGAGGCUGGCCCUUAAUUACGAUGCCCACCUCAAAAACCCAGAAAAGGCAUUGGAAGCAGUAGAGAGUGGAUUGAAGGAUGAUUUAGUGACGGCAGGAAGACGACUGGCUCUUUAUCAGAGAGCAGAGAAGAUUUGCACAGCCCCAAAGUCUAAAUACAAAGACAGGUUGAAGAAGUUGACAGAUGAAAGUGUCAAACCAACACCAGAGGUUUGUAUUGAGGGCACAGUUUUGUCUGACAACAUGCCAGGAAUGAGAUACAAAUUCAUCAUGGCCGACCCUGAUGGAGACGCAGACAAGCUAACCUUCUGUGGGGUAGAGGAGCUCGUGAUGGAACACUACAAAAAUAAUGGAUACCCAGAGGGUUUACAUGCGGAGGGCUCCAUUAUGUCUAACCUGUUUGGUCUGUUUUUCUGGGACAUCCUGUUUAUGGACGUCCCUGACGUGUUUCACUCCGCCUACCAGACCCACCCGUUGGACCUAUACUCCACCCACUUCUACUCAAACAGGAAGUCCGCCAUCGACUCACAGCUGGAGAAAAUCAAACAGGCCACCGAAGAGGAGCUACAUGCGAUGAUGGCUGCUGUGUGGGAAGCUCACUUCGGAGUGAUGUGUACAGGAGUAAACUGGGAGCGAUUCCUCUGUCUCAGUCACGCACAGGGCCUGGUGUCAUGUAUUGGUGGGAGAAGGCUGUCCCUGAUGCUGGAGAGACUGGUCAAGAAUCCACGACACACCCGGUCAGGGUUCCCAGAUCUCACCCUGUGGAACCCUCAGACAGGUGCCCUCAAGAUAUGUGAAGUGAAAGGUCCCAACGACAGACUGUCCCACAAACAGAUUCUGUGGAUAGACUACCUGGUGUCUAUAGGAGUGGACGCCGAGGCCUGCUAUGUUAAAGCUGUUGGAUCAAAGAAGUUGAAAUCAUCAACUUGAAAUGGUAGAGUUAUAGGUUUAUAAAAUUUGGUCUCAAGGGAGGUAAUGUUCUCUCGUUUAUGUAUGGCAUUGCAUGAAGUUAUUGUUAUUUGUUAUGUUAACCUCAAGUUUAUAGUUUACUGACACUUUUGUUAUGUAACGUUACUACAUAAUUUGUGCCAAAAAUUUGAUGCAGAUCCA